This is a messenger RNA of Melanotaenia boesemani (Boeseman's rainbowfish), 4971 nucleotides long. RefSeq names its product SMG5 nonsense mediated mRNA decay factor (gene smg5). The record is from RefSeq and is a predicted model, not a curated record. Gene Ontology annotation, cellular component: telomerase holoenzyme complex. Gene Ontology annotation, molecular function: telomerase RNA binding; protein binding; telomeric repeat DNA binding. The transcript has 22 exons. Bases 335 to 3706 code for a protein of 1123 amino acids. Lineage: Eukaryota; Metazoa; Chordata; Actinopteri; Atheriniformes; Melanotaeniidae. Gene Ontology annotation, biological process: nuclear-transcribed mRNA catabolic process, nonsense-mediated decay.
GAUAGGAAUAAUGGCCGCCUUCGUAGCAAUAGCCGGAAAGGUGGACAACACAGGAAGGAUAACUGAGCGUUUUAGCUGACCAGGAAGAGUGUAAAUUGCAGGGCACCCCCUUCUACCCCAUUUUCAGAACGGAUGGGUAGAGGGGGUUUCGCCAUAGGACACCCAAAAGGAAAGAGAUUCGGAGGAAAUAGAAGGAAAGCUAACAUUGUCUUGAUAGCUAGCGCUAGCACCGUUGUCACUACCGGGGAACAAACCCGAGUAGCCGUGACAACUGUGUUUAAGAACGGGGACUAGACGCUGGAGCGUGUGAUCAAACAUCUGGCUUGUCGCUAAUAUGAGUGGACCGGGACAGGACAGCGAGCCAGAGGCGAAAGUCCUUCUCAUUAAGCGGCUUUACAGGGCUGUAGUGGAGUCUGUGCACAAGCUGGAUGUCAUCAUCGGCAGCAAGUCAUCCUACAGAGAGGUCUUCAAGCCAGAGAACAUCAGCCUGCGCAACAAGCUGAGAGAGCUGUGCGUGAAAUUAAUGUUUCUUCACCCUGUCGACUACGGCCGCAAGGCUGAGGAGCUGCUCUGGAGGAAGGUUUACUAUGAGGUCAUUCAGGUUAUCAAGACAAACAAGAAGCACAUCCACAGUCGCAGCGCCCUGGAGUGUGCCUACAGGACACACCUGAUAGCUGGCGUGGGUUUCUACCAACACCUGCUGCUCUACAUCCAGUCUCAUUACCAGCUGGAGCUGCAGGACUGCAUCGACUGGACCCACGUCACAGAUCCGCUCAUCGGUCGGAAGAAACCAGUUUCAGCCACUCCCAAGGAGAUGGAGUGGGCACAGAUGGCCUGCCAUCGCUGUCUGGUCUACCUUGGAGAUCUGGCCCGCUACCAGAAUGAACUUGCUGGAGUGGAGGCUGAGCAGCUGGCUGAGCGGUUUUACCAUCAGGCCUUGUCUGUUAUGCCCCAUGUUGGAAUGCCUUUUAACCAACUUGGCACACUGGCUGGGAGCAAGUUCUACAAUGUUGAAGCAACCUACUAUUAUCUACGCUGCAUCCAGUCGGAUGCCCCGUUUGAGGGCGCCUAUGGCAACCUGAAGCGCCUGUUUGAAAAAGCUGCCAAGAUGUACCAUCAAGUAAAGAAACAGGAAAUGAAGAAACUGUCUCCAUCUCGACAAAGAUCCAAAGACAUAAAACGCCUCCUGGUGAGCUUCAUGUACCUCCAGAGUCUGCUGCAGCCCAAAAACAGUUUGAUGGAGACGGAGCUGACGUCCCUUUGUCAGUUGGUACUCGAGGACUUCAACCUAGUGCUGUUCUACCUUCCGCCUCCAACACAUGGAGGAGCUCACCACUGCCCCAGCGAGGAAGAGGAGGAGCAGCAGCCGCACACCGACAGCUCCUGUCCUGUACUGCCUGACAACCUCAUCUUUAAGAUGGUGGUCACAUGUCUGAUGGUGGUGCACAGCCUUAAGAGGGGAGGAUCAAAGCAGUACAGUGCAUCCAUAGCUUUUACUCUGGCCCUGUUCUCUCAUCUUGUGAACCACGUCAACAUCCGACUGCAGGCUGAACUGGAGGAAGGGGAGAGCCAGGUGCCUCCACUUCACACUGAUGCUACAGAUGACCUAGAGAUGAGGGAUGUGUCAGCUCCACUGGCAGAUAAUUCAAAUGAAAGGCCUCUUCAGAAUGGAUCCAUGGAGCAAGAGGAUGAGGCGGACCGGGAUGAAGAUGGCUGCGAGCGGGUCACCGGCAAAAAGAAUAGUAGCGAGGAAGAUCAAUGCAAGGUGGAAGAGGAGAAGCAGAGGCAGAAGAAGAAGUACACCCGCCUUUCUCGACUACGCCGUCGCCGCUGUGCUCGCAAAGAUGUCCGAGGAGAGGAUGAGAGCGAUCUGAGUGAAGGAUUUGAGAGCGAAGAAGAUGAAGACGAAGAUGAAGAAAGGAGGGCCCGGGUAGAUUCAACAGGUGGGACCGGAAUAGGAAUGGUGCUCAACCCAACUGACAAGAAGGAAACAAAGAGAAACCCUCUGGGUAAGGAGGGCAGCUGGGGAAGUGGCUCAGAGGAAGAGGAGGAGGAGGAGGGCGGAACAGCAUUUGAUGUAGAGACCGACUCUGACAUGAACAGCCAGGAGUCUCGCUCAGACCUCGAAGACAUGGGGGAUGCGGAAAACUCUGAAAACUUGGAGGGUCAGGCCCAGCAGCACCAAGAAGAAGAAGAAGAGGAAGAGCAACCAAAGGAGGAAGGAGGAGAGAGGGAUGGUGAGACCCCUCCAGUCACUAACGGACCCCUCAUGCCGAGUGACUCUAGCAUCAGCAGUAACCUCCAAGCCAUGUCCUCCCAACUCUUCCAAGCAAAGCGCUGCUUCCGCCUGGCGCCGACAUUCAGCAACAUGUUGUUGAGGCCUCAAGGCUCAUCUUCCUCUGGCAUUCCCACCCCCACCGACACAUCUGCUCCCCCAUCCCAAGAGACCCCUCCUCCUCCUGGAGACUCACCCUGUGACAUGAACCCUGGUGCUGCCAACGGAACCAAUGACAAUGACCUUGACUCUGAUUCAGAAGAAAGUCAACACAGCACUCAAUCUGUACAUAUUGAAAAAACCCUCUUAGAAAAGCUGGAGAUCCUGACCAAUCAGGGGUUAAUCCAGGUGGUGAAGGUUUUCAUCGAUUGGCUAAGGACAAACACGGACAUCAUCCUCAUGUGUGCUCAGAGUUCUCAAAGUUUAUGGAACCGUCUGUCGGUGCUGCUCAACCUGCUACCAGAUGGCAGCAAGAUGCUUGAGGCUGAUCUUGGUCUGAACGCAGACGUGACAGAGAUGUUGAACGAGUGUGAGCAGCCGGGUUUGGUCCAGACUCUGCUGCUGCCUGAAGAUCUAGCUCUACGACACCUCCCAGCUCUCAACGUAGCUCACCGCCGCCUGGAUUUUUCUCGCCGCAACUCUUCCCUCAGUUCCCUGCAGGAGUGCGUGGUGCGAGUGUGUUGCAUUCGCAGUUUUGGCCACUUCUUGACAAAUCUCCAAGGCAACGUGCUACACUUCAACCCGGAGGCGGGCAUCUUCACCAGCAUUAGCCAGUCCGAACAGGACAAUCUGGUGCAGCAGGCCAAGGCCCAGUUCCGAAUGGCUGAAGAGGAGGCUCGCAGAAACCGCUUGAUGAGGGAUAUGGCUCAGCUUCGACUGCAGUUGGAGGUUUCACAGCUAGAGGGCAGCCUUCAGCAGCCUAAAGCUCAGUCGUCCAUGUCCCCCUAUCUGGUGCCAGACACCGCCGCCCUCUGCCAGCAUCUGAACCUCAUCCGGCAGCUGGCUGGUAGCAGCUGCUUCAUCAUCAUCAUCCCUCGAACAGUGAUUGAUGGGCUUGACAGGCUGAAGAAGGAAAACGCUGGAGCAAGAGACAGCAUUCGCUUUCUGGAGUCGGAAUUUCGUAAAGGCAACAGGUACAUACGCUGCCAGAAGGAGUCCGGUCGCAGUUUUGAAAGAGACAAGUUAAAACGACAGGAUAUUGAAGCCUGGCACUUGUAUAAGAUGGUGGACAGCUGCCGUCAGCUGACCGUCUCCCAGAGCAACGGAGAUGAAGAUACAGCGGGCAUGGUGACCAUCCUAACAGGGCAUGAAGUGGAAGAGCUUUGCUCCCGCUCAGCAGCGAUGAAGUCGGCGGUCCAGGCGGCGGGCUCGGCGGGCAUGGAGCUGAAGAACAUCGUGGAGUUCUACCGUCAGUGGAAGGAAAUCGGCUGAGAGAUUCAAAGGGGGGCAGCUGUCGGUGCUGCGAACAGCUGAUCGUUCACAACACUCGCUCCCUCUCUCUCUCCCACUCUGCUCUGUGUGUAUCUGCGUCUCCAAAGGCAACAAAACAACUCAAAAGGAAGCUGGAUGGAAGAGUUAAAGCUUAGAGGGCUGGACAAGUAAAUAUAGGGGAGUUUAAAAUAAAUUUUUAAAAAAAGAAAAGAGAAAGGCGGCUGAAACGAUGCUACAAGAAAUGGCAGAUUUCCUACUUCCUAAUCCUAAACAUAAAGAGCGACCCCUGGUGGUGGGGGUGAGAAAGUGGUGGGAAGACGCGACACAAUUUCAAGUGCCCCUGGUUCACAUCUAACCAGGAAUACACUGUAUAUGUUAGCAAACGAGUACAUACGUGUUGAGAGAAACCGCACACCCACAUUCACACUCAGACGAAUCCAUAUAGAUAUUUAGAUCAGUGGUUUGGAUUUCCGUUCCCCCCUCCUCUUCAGUCGACCUCUCAGAAACAGGGUAAAGAAUGUGAGUCUGGUAGGGCUGUGCUUUGAAGGUGAAGCUGUAUAGUGACGGCUUUAAGGCACUCAAGACUUCCAUUGCUCAAAAACAAACCAGACGUCUCGCAGCUCGCGGGCUUCGAAGAAGGGUUGAUGAAGAAGGAUGUGUACUUAUUCAGGAUCGGUUUCUUUCCUAUGUGGCUUUUUUAUUAUUAUUUCAUUUGGUUUUGUUUUUCUUUAUUUGCGGUGUACUUUUGUGACCAGUGACUUAUGUAUUGUGCAUUUUUCUGUCUGAGAAAAGGAAAAGAAAACUACAGGUGUUUUCCUGUGAAAGAUUUUAAUUUGGAUUUUAUUUUUGUACCCAAAUGAUGUUGUUUAUUUUGCUUUUUGUAAGCUAAAUCUGAAUGAUAUAUGCAAGAAUGUUUAAGUGAAAGGUUAGGGGUUGUUGUGUGUUGAUCCACCAAACAAGUCCUUCAGUUGUCAAACAGAAAAGAAGCCUAUAAUCCAAAAUCUAUUUAUCAAGUCACAUUAGAGGGAGCCGGUAGGUAGAGGCUGAUUUGGCUUCUUGUUGUAGCUUGUGGUUAAACGGCUCAGAUGAGGAGGAUCAGCUGACUUUCCCUGAGGAAUGUGGGUUGUGUUUGGACCUCUGUAAACUCCUAAAAUGUAUCCCAUCUACAUCACCAUCUCCAUAGUGACUGUCCCAUCAUGCACAGUGCAGAGGAAAAUCGGUAUAUGUGUGUGGACAUGCAUUGAACAAUAAAGAAAUCAAGAUGA